This is a messenger RNA of Lacerta agilis (Sand lizard), 1083 nucleotides long. RefSeq names its product coiled-coil domain-containing protein 169-like. The transcript has 9 exons. The record is from RefSeq and is a predicted model, not a curated record. Lineage: Eukaryota; Metazoa; Chordata; Lepidosauria; Squamata; Lacertidae.
CGUCGUGACAAUAAGGCACGCGGGCGACCGUUGCUGUCACGUGUUCGCCCCAGCGUUCCUUUCUCCGCCCCCGCCUCCCCCCCGCUGUCUUCUCGCUCCAAGGCGACUGAGACGCAGUGCGGCUGAGGGAAGGGAGGGAGGGAGGCGCCAUGGGAGAAGGGGCGGACUGCGGCGAGCUGCCGGACUUCGAGGGGCUCGUGCUGGAUCUGGGGCAGGAGAAGCAGAUGAAGAACUACUUUUCUACAUGUGCUCUCACACACACGGUGUCACCUGCGCCCUGUAUUAAUAACGAUAUUUUGCUGGAGCGUCGAAGGGCUUCGUUUGCAUUCAUCGGCCUUACCAACAACAGCCUUCAAGACAAUGAAUGGAAAACCAGAUAUGAAACCCAAAUAGAAUUGAACAGACAGUUAGAAAGGCAAAUUGGCCUUCUCCAGGGAAAAAUGGAGCAAGUUCAUAAAAGCCCAACAGACAGAUUAGCAUCUGUUCGCUCCUUUGAUCAAAUGCAUGUGGUAAGUAUGCCGUAGUUUCUGAACCAUCUUCAAAGGCAAGAGAAAAGUCUGCAGAACCAACUGAAAGAUUACGAGCUUCGAUUGGAACAAGAAGCAAAGGCUUACCAUAAAGCUAAUGAUGAACGUCGUGCAUACUUAGCCGUGAUUUCACAAAUUUCAGGAUCACUGAAACCGUCAGAGAGGCAGAAAAUGGAUGCAGUAGAAAUGAAGAGGGAAGACCAACUUAUGCGAGGAAAGUGCAACAUUCCAAGAAAUCAACGAAUAUUGGACCCAAAGAAAGGACCAAUUAAAAAGACUGCAGGAGUCAAGCAUCUUCCAAAACUGAAGCUCUGAUUUCUUAUUUCUGGGUCUUUUAGUCACUUGUUCUUCCUUUCCCCCAAUAGAAAUUGUAGUGAAGUGCAAAGUAUUAUUUUGAUACAUAUUAUAUUAAAAGUAACCCUCCUCUUCCUAAUCCCAUUUAGGAGCAAGCAAGCCUGAUUGACUCUAGUAGAUUUGCAUAUAAGGAAAUGUCUGCAUCACCUGUUUUGUGCAUGACAUAUUAAUCAAUGUAAUGAAAAACCUGGUGAAGUCUGCA